CGGCGGCGGGGGUGGGAAGGGGGUGGCGGGGGCGGCUCCGGUUCCCGCUGGGCGGGGCAGGCGGCGCGGCCGCUCCCGGGCUGGCACCGAGCGGAGCGGCCGCCGGUCGCGGCGGAGCGAUGAUCCGCAGGGAAGACACCGAAAAGGCAGUGGAAAUCCUUACAAGAUACCAAAGCACCCUGCUGUCCCCAGAGGAACAGGAGUUAAAAGCCUCCAUCGGAAAGAUCUCGCACAUCUUCCAAAGUGAACUAUUCCAGGCUCUGCUGGAUAUCCACGAAUUCUACGACUUCACGCUGCGCUCUGCACCCCUGCAGCCUCCCGGCCCGGACGCACGUUGCAGCACAGCCCGGCAGCAGCAUGGGGCCGGCAAGCCCGGCUCCUCAGACACCCCCAGGGAGCCCCAAAAUCUCCCCGAGGAGCCGGCCGAGGACGGUGAGCGGAGGCUGCCCGUGGCCACCUGCAGGAUGCCGGGGACCCCUCCACGGCUGGUGAGGGUGACGGCCCGCAGGACGGAGGCACCGACCAGCGUCUGCAGCCUGGUGCUGGGCUCCCGCAGCGCCCUGCCCCAGGCCAACCCUGCUCCCAUUAUCGUGAACACAGACUCGCUGGAACAAGGACUCUCUGUGAACGGCAGCGAUGGGAUGUUUAAAUACGAGGAGAUCGUCUUGGAAAGGGGUAACUCCGGCCUCGGCUUCAGCAUAGCAGGAGGGAUCGACAACCCCCACAUUCCAGAUGACCCGGGCAUCUUCAUCACCAAAAUCAUCCCCGGGGGAGCGGCAGCCAUGGACGGACGUUUGGGGGUGAACGACUGCGUGCUGCGGGUCAACGACGUGGACGUCUCCGAGGUGGUGCACAGCAAAGCCGUGGAGGCUCUGAAGGAAGCGGGCCCCGUGGUGCGGCUCGUGGUGCGGCGCCGGCAGCCCCCGCCGGAGACCAUCAUGGAGGUCAACCUGAUGAAGGGACCCAAAGGACUGGGCUUCAGCAUCGCAGGGGGCAUCGGGAACCAGCACAUCCCCGGGGACAACAGCAUCUACAUCACCAAGAUCAUCGAGGGAGGCGCUGCCCAGAAGGACGGGCGUCUGCAGAUCGGGGACCGGCUGCUGGCGGUGAAUAACACGAACCUGCAGGACGUGCGGCACGAGGAGGCGGUGGCCGCCCUGAAGAACACCUCCGACAUGGUGUACCUGAAAGUGGCCAAACCCGGCAGCCUGCACCUCAACGACAUGUACGCGCCCCCCGACUACGCCAGCACCUUCUCAGCCUUGGCUGACAACCACAUAAGCCAUAACUCCAGUCUGGGCUACCUGGGCAGCGUGGAGAACAAACCUGCCUACACCGUCCCCCCUCAAGUGACCCCCUCCAGGUACUCGCCCAUCCCUCGGCACAUGAUUGGGGACGACGACUUCACCAGAGAGCCCCGGAAAAUCAUCCUGCACAAAGGCUCCACCGGCCUGGGCUUCAACAUCGUCGGGGGGGAAGAUGGAGAGGGCAUCUUCGUGUCCUUCAUCCUGGCCGGAGGCCCCGCCGACCUCAGCGGGGAGCUGCGGAGGGGCGACCGCAUCCUCUCGGUGAACGGCGUGAACCUGCGCAACGCCACCCACGAGCAGGCGGCGGCGGCGCUGAAGCGGGCGGGGCAGACGGUGACCAUCAUCGCGCAGUACCGGCCCGAAGAGUACAGCCGCUUCGAGUCCAAGAUCCACGACUUGAGAGAGCAGAUGAUGAACAGCAGCAUGAGCUCUGGCUCUGGCUCACUCCGGACAAGCGAGAAGAGAUCCCUCUACGUCCGAGCUCUGUUUGACUAUGACCGGACCCGGGACAGUUGCUUGCCCAGCCAGGGGCUCAGCUUCUCCUACGGGGACAUCCUGCACGUCAUCAAUGCCUCUGAUGAUGAGUGGUGGCAAGCCAGGCUCGUGACACCCCAUGGCGAGAGCGAGCAGAUCGGGGUCAUCCCCAGCAAGAAGAGGGUGGAGAAGAAGGAGAGAGCGCGGUUGAAAACGGUGAAGUUCCACGCCAGGACCGGCAUGAUAGAGUCCAACCGGCAGCUGGAGCAACCCAAUGGAAAGAGCAGCGCAAUUGGACUCAAAUUCCUCAGGCACGCGUCCACCUGGCUCGGCCCAGCACGGGUCCCCUUGACAGCAGGGGGUCGAUCAAAACGAAACGUAAAAAGAGUUUCCGCCUCUCUCGAAAGUUUCCAUUUUACAAGAGCAAAGAGAACCUGGCCCAGGAGAGCAGCGGACAGGAACGACUUCCCUGGGUUAAGUGACGAUUAUUAUGGAGCAAAGAACCUGAAGGGCGUGACAUCAAACACCAGUGACAGCGAGAGCAGUUCCAAAGGACAAGAGGACACUAUCCUGUCAUACGAACCGGUGACACGGCAAGAAAUUCACUAUGCGAGGCCAGUGAUCAUCCUGGGGCCGACGAAGGACCGAGUUAACGAUGACCUCAUCUCUGAAUUCCCACACAAGUUUGGUUCCUGUGUGCCACACACCACCAGGCCUCGGCGCGAGAAUGAGGUGGAUGGACAAGACUACCAUUUCGUCGUAUCCCGAGAACAAAUGGAGAAGGAUAUUCAGGACAAUAAGUUCAUAGAGGCUGGGCAGUUCAAUGACAAUCUCUACGGGACCAGCAUUCAGUCGGUGCGGGCGGUCGCGGAGAGGGGGAAACACUGCAUCCUGGAUGUAUCUGGCAAUGCUAUCAAGAGGUUGCAACAAGCACAACUUUAUCCCAUUGCCAUUUUUAUCAAACCAAAAUCCAUCGAAGCUCUCAUGGAGAUGAACCGGAGACAGACAUACGAACAGGCCAACAAGGUCUUUGACAAAGCCAUGAAACUCGAGCAAGAAUUUGGAGAGUAUUUUACAGCCAUCGUACAAGGAGACUCUCUUGAAGAGAUUUACAGCAAAAUCAAACAGAUCAUUGAGGACCAGUCCGGGCACUACAUCUGGGUCCCGUCCCCAGAGAAACUCUGAAGAUGACCCCCACCUGCUUCCCUGUGAGCAGAAGACCUCUGAAAUCCCACCCCACCCAAGCCCUCUGCCCCGAGGGGGAGGAUAUGAAAACUAUUCCUGCCCCCUUUUUUAGAUCGUCGCAAAAUUGAGUUUUCUAGUCCUGUUUCUUUUGUUGGGAUGAACUGAUCUCAUUCAUCACGUGACUGUUCCUACCAUUCCUGCAUGGACCUUCCCACUGCUCCAUUAGAGACAGAUGAGAACCCAUUCAAGAGUUGUUUUUUAUUAUUAUUAUUAUUAUUAUUAUUAUUAUUAACUAAACCAAGAAUCAAGAUGGGAGGAGGCGGCUAAGGACUAAUGUAAGAAACAAGUGAAACAACGGACUCUGAGAACAUGAGCUGGUAUCAGAGCUCCAGGGGCAUUUUUCCAAGUGUGACUGUCUAGCAGCUCUGAACAGUGCGACAGAAAGGCAGCAGAAGGCAUUUUAUUUAUCUGUAUAUGUAAUUUAUAUAUAAUAUAGAGAAAGAUAUUAUAUAUAUAUUAUAUAUAUGUGUGUGUGUGUGGACUAGGAAACCUGAGGGACCUCUUAAAAGGUACUGUAUUACUGCAAGGAUCUUUCAGUUUCUUUGUCCCAGCCGCUGGGCGUAGGGAGUCCACUUGGGCAGGAAGAGAUGAAGCCGGUACCACACGCUUUGGGAGCGUCUCCCGUCUGCGCCAGUCUCCUGCCAGCCACCCCAGGCCUGUGAGCAGAGCAGAGACUGGGACGCUGCGUCUGCAGAAGGGACCAGAGGUCCGGAGUGACCCAGCAAGGAGCAGCGGCCACUGAGCUGGGUGAGGCUGGGAGGCAUUGACUGAGCAGGAGGCUGCAGAGCAAGAGAAUGGAUGAUGCUACAUAUUAAAUUGCACAUUGUUUUACACACCACCGUACGUGUUUGCAUGAGAGGUUUCCUUUUGGUUCUAUUUUUUUAAGCUGAUGUUAAACCAAAACCA
Molecule: messenger RNA, 3932 nt
Organism: Cygnus olor (mute swan)
Lineage: Eukaryota; Metazoa; Chordata; Aves; Anseriformes; Anatidae
Gene: DLG3
Product: discs large MAGUK scaffold protein 3
Exons: 26
Coding region: 120-2966 (948 amino acids)
Biological process (GO): chemical synaptic transmission
Cellular component (GO): neuron projection; postsynaptic density membrane; neuromuscular junction
Molecular function (GO): kinase binding
Source: RefSeq, a predicted model, not a curated record